This is a messenger RNA of Seminavis robusta, 1270 nucleotides long. Lineage: Eukaryota; Bacillariophyta; Bacillariophyceae; Naviculales; Naviculaceae. The record is from the annotation of a GenBank genome assembly.
UUUAUGUCCUUCAUUUCAUUCAUAAUUUCUCUUCUCGAGAACUUGCAAGCCCUCUUCGUCAAUACUUUUUCAUCCAUCCAUCUACGACCUUCCUUGAGACCAUGAUGUGCGAAUGCAAUAGCAACGAGUUCAUCUCCCCGCCGCCCCGUCCCGACAACCCCAUGGCCGCCAACCUGGAAUUCAAUACGGAGUCGCCGUCUUUGGUAUCUUCAAUGGCGCAGAUGGAAGAUCGCUUUGAAGACGAGUACACGAACCUAUCUUUUGAAGAACUGGAAUUCCUGAAUCAUCACAGUGCUGACAACAACACUCUUCAAUGCUCAACCUCGCCCAAGAUCUUCCUCCCAGACAUUGACGACGACGACGAUUGUCUCGCAAAGGAAGCCGACGGCAUCUUCAAGGUCGAGGAUUCGAGUCUGAACCAUCACGACGCGAGCUUUGAAAGUGUGGGUCUUACUCCGUUCACUCACAGCAUCAAGAUGAAGCCAGGAACUAAUCUGCCGGUGCCCAACAUCAUCACGACCACCACAACAAAUAAGACCAAGCGCGAGCUCACGUUUUCUCCAAUUCAAAAGUUUCCCACACAGCCCAACUAUAUCGCCACUCGACGCAAGGUCCUGUUUGUCACGCCCAAGAAAGCACUGCUUCAGUCCCCAGCCUCAAUCAGCCACAACAAGAUGCGCCGUAUUCGCAAGACUCCUUAUCCCAAAUCAUCACCCGGUCUCAAGCAACAGCAAGAGCAGAAUCAACGACCCCCCAAGACUCCCAUCACCGUGGGAGGUCAAGGACGUGCCUUUCGAUCACCUGCAGUGGGAUUCUAUGGAAACAAGAUGAUGGUGACCACCGCUUACUCCUCUUGCUUUGACACGCCCCAUCCCAACACGGCACCCGAAACCACCAUUUACACUCCAGGGUCCUCGGGAUCGAAGCCGGAAGCUGUGCCUCAGGAAUGGUUAGACUUGUAUCACGCACGUCCUUCUGCCAGCGACGACAGUGGCCGGACAGCUUCCUGGAUUCGCAAAGUGCUCGGGUUUCGACGCAAGAAGAUAGCAUCACCUUCGUUGGCUGUGAACGAGGGCGAGGGGAACGCUUCCCCCACAGUCCCCACAGUGAAUGAAAACCCUGGCUUCGUCGAUGUGCUCUACUGAACUCAAACACUUCAAGUCAUUCCGAUUAUCAUCACGAUGGGAGAAGCACUUCCUACGUUUGAGAAUAUAAAUCGAAAUACACUAGAAUAAAGCUAAAGACUUCGGCAUGAAUAGAUGCAUUCAUC